Messenger RNA from Amborella trichopoda, 808 nucleotides. RefSeq names its product small acidic-like protein. Lineage: Eukaryota; Viridiplantae; Streptophyta; Magnoliopsida; Amborellales; Amborellaceae. The record is from RefSeq and is a predicted model, not a curated record.
CUUAUAUGAAACACAGUCUUCGAAAAAAAGGAUGCCAAAGUUUUACGUUUCAAAAAUCAUAACCACUGUUUCUUCAGUUUAACAACAAGCCAAGAAGGAAUUCAUGUCCAGUAGUGGUAGAAAUGGUCAUCCCAAACAUGCCAAUAAGUAUGCUUGGAAGCCCAAUGCUGGUCACAAGAAGAAUGAGACAGAAGUGGGCGGAAAGCUUCGUCCAUUCUCUCAGAUAACAGGUGUUUGUGGUCGUUGUAAGGAUCAAAUUGAAUGGAAACGCAAGUAUGGAAAAUACAAGCCGUUGGUUGAACCAGCUAAAUGUCAGCGAUGCGGGAAACGAGCGGUUCGACAGGCUUAUCAUAAUCUUUGUUCUGCAUGUGCGAAGGAUCUUGAUGUUUGUGCAAAAUGUUCAUGCUGUGUCGAUCGAAUAAUUGGAAGAGAUAUUUCAGAAGUAGAGGCUGAGCGCAAAUUACUAGAAGAAUCUAUCAAGAAUGCUAGGGAAAGGGACAGGAGAACUUUGUUGCGUGCUAUGGGCAAUGGAAAAGAUGGGGUGAGAGGAAAGAGCUUGAGAAGUGCAGAAACGAUGAAAGAAACUACUGGGGAGGCCUCAAACGAUGAGCCUGUCGAGCAGGGCAGUGACAAGGAUGACGAAACAGAGUUUGCAGAGUUGAGUGAUGAGGGUUAAGGACAAUUCGGUCAUUUCAUAGGGUACCGUUGGAUUGGGGGCUUUUUGGUAAUUUAUGGGAAUACAGCUGCCUAUUGUUAUUUAUGAUUUGUUGUGGUGAUUUCUCUGUGGCUUAGGGCUUUUUUAGUGAUC